Molecule: messenger RNA, 3269 nt
Organism: Orbicella faveolata
Lineage: Eukaryota; Metazoa; Cnidaria; Anthozoa; Scleractinia; Merulinidae
Product: telomerase protein component 1-like
Molecular function (GO): protein binding; ATP hydrolysis activity
Source: RefSeq, a predicted model, not a curated record
AUCCACAUCAUGCCGAUUUACCAUGCCCAUUUAUGGAAAACUGAUGGUGGUUUGUUUUCAGGAAAGAGUCCAUAGGACCUUACAUGGUUUGCAUCAUUGGUGACAAGUAUGGCUACAGACCAAUUCCUGUCAAGAUUGACAAGGAAAUCUUUGAAAUGCUUCUGGGAAGCGUCAAAAGUCACAGUGGCAGUAAAAAUGCCUCCGAAUUGUUAGAAAAAUGGUACAAACUUGAUGAAAACAGUGUACCCGCAGCAUACGUCUUGCUGCCGGUUUCAACAUUCCUUCCUCACGCUUAUAAGACCGUUGUUUACUCAGACGAAACGAAGGCGAAGCAAGAAAGACAACAAUGGUGGCAAACUCUGGUAACUAUGAGAGAGGCUUUGAAAAAGGCGGCAAGCCAGAUCGAUUUUACGGCCUUUCCUGUCUGCAACAUGACCGAGGAGGAUUUUAAGAUAUCAGUGACAGAAGAAGAAAUCACAACUGGAAUUAAAGGAGAGGACAUGGACCCUAGUUACAUGUUUUUGUUUCUUCGGAACCUGAAAGGGUUAGAAGAAGUUGAUCCAAACAACAACGGUUUUGUGAAGCGUUUUAUGGACGUUGACGAAUGUGGGCGUAAAUCUCAGAUUGCAAAUGGAGAUGAUUCGAAACUCUUGCUAGACAAGCUCAAAGACCACUGCCAAGGGUUUAUACCAAGCAAUAACAUCUGUAGAUACAGCCUUGAAUUUCACGUCACUGAGAAUGGCCAUCUCGAUAUGAAACAGAACAAAGAGGACAUAAAGACAUUCUGUGACAAGUUUUGCCAGUUAAUGGUGGAUAGCAUUCAAGAAGCUGUGGCCAAGCAUCGGGUUAUUAGUGACCCACUAUAUCUUGAAGUUCUUCAUCACGCAACAAUGGCAGAGAAAAGGACGGAGGCAUUCGUUGGCAGGGAACAUCUUUUGCGAAAGAUGGAAGCAUACCUAAAGCUGGAGAACGGUGAAAAGCCAUUCAUUGUUCAUGGUAUAUCUGGAUGCGGCAAAACAUCUCUUUUGGCAAAGGUGUUCACUACGUCCAUUGAAAACUGGAGUGGAGUGGACACUGGAAGGCCAUUUCAUUUCAUAAGAUUCAUUGGAACUUCGCCUUUCUCGUCCAAUGUGAGGUCUAUGUUGAGGAAUUUAUGUCAGCAGAUUUCUCUCGCUCUGAAUGAUACAUCAGCUGUCAUUACAGAUAACUAUGAGCGUCUGGUAGCAAGAUUUAGGCCUUUUCAUUUCAUAAGAUUCAUUGGAACUUCGCCUUUCUCGUCCAAUGUGAGGUCGAUGUUGAGGAAUUUAUGUCAGCAGAUUUCUCUUGCUCUGAAUGAUACAUCAGCUGUCAUUACAGAUAACUAUGAGCGUCUGGUAGCAAGAUUUAGGUCGCUUCUCCAAAGAGCCACAGCAGAAAAACCAAUCGUUCUGUUCCUUGACUCUUUGGAUCAGCUGUCCGACCAAGAUGAUGGUCGCUCACUAAGAUGGCUGCCGACAAGUCUGCCAAAAAAUGUUCACAUUGUCGUGAGCACCUUGCCUAACACAGGAGGAUGCCUUGCUGUUCUGAAAACUAAACUGAAACCGGAGAGCAAUCCUGACUUUUAUCUUGAGGUGUCGGCCCUCGAAUCGAGUGAUGCCGAAAGCAUUCUGGACACGAGACUGGAAAACGAGAAAAGGAGACUCACGGGAGAGCAAAGAAUGCAAGUAUUGGAAACCUGCUCCAAGCCAACAGCUCUGUAUAUGAAGUUAGCCUGUGAUACAGCAAUUCGAUGGAAAUCAUUUUCUGAGAACACGCAGAAAGAACUAAGACCCACAGCUACCGAACUAAUCAUACAGCUCUUUGAGCGCUUAGUCACCGAACAUGGGGAACAAUUUGUUCGUCGAGCCCUGGGUUACAUUACAGCGUCCAAAACAGGUCUAACGAAGUCAGAACUGGAAGAUAUCUUAUCAUGUGAUGAUAUUGUGCUCGCUGACGAAGUCUUUAAAUACCACGUUCCCCCAAUCAGAAGACUGCCCCCGUUACUGUGGACACGACUCAGGAACGACCUAGGUAGUUACUUAGUCAAAGUAGCAGCAGAUGGUCACGUGGUGUACAAGUGGUAUCACAGAUUGUUCCUGGAGGCUGCGAGAAGUUACUUUCUAGGUGAUAAGCCUUUUACAGACUCACUUCACAGAGAUCUGGCAAACUACUUCAAUGGCAGGUGGGCACGCGAGGCAAAGCCGUACACAGAUAAGCAAGGUAACAUAAGAAGUGCUCACAGGAUGGUGGCGGACCAACCGCUGAUACUAAGUACUGAGGUCGAGGAAAGAAUGGAUUUGGAAGAUGAAGAGGCUGGACCCAGAUACAAUUUGCGUAAAUUGAGUGAGCUCCCUUACCAUUUAAUACGAUCUGAGAUGUGGAAUGAAUUUGUGGAGAUUGUAUGCCAGAUUCCGUGGCUCAUGGCAAAAUGUAAGGCUGGUAAAGCUUUUGAACUCACCCUAGAACUCUCCGAGGCCUCGCUGAAAUGCGCCAAAGACAAAUCAGCUAUCAUCGAAGAUGUUUACAGCUGUAUCCGAGCCAAUGCCCAGCACCUGAGUCAGUUUCCUGAGUUGGUGCCACAAUUGUGUCUUAAUGAACCGGACAUUUCAUACUGUACAACUAUGGCGCAGAAAUAUCUGAAGUCUACCAACAACUUCACAGGUAACAAGAUCACUCUAUGGCGAGACUUGACAAAACUUGAAUCUCGAAAGAUUAACGUAGCAUCAUUUAAGCACCCGGCUGCGGUCCGAAAAUGUGUGUUUUCCAAAGGAUGCAAAUAUCUGGCCACUUACGCCGCAGAUGGAGUGUUACGUGUUUUCAUGGUUGCUAGUGGCUACACCGUGAUGAGUAAACAUUGUGACUGUCACGUGAUAUCGUUUCCAGCAAGUAUCGACCAAUGUCAUUGGGUCGCAGUCGCAGGUACAAAGUCCAUUGCCCGUUUCGGCUUAGGCUCUGGAGGCAAACACGAAGGUACUUCGCUGCAAGAGAUAAAAGUCGAUUGCGAUAUAGACGAGAGAGCAAGCAUCGCAAUUACCAAGAAAGGAAAAGUUUGGGAGAUUUUUCUGGCGACGUCGCAUGGCAAGCUACGCUCAUACAGUACUUCAGCAUCUUCUCAUGGUCAGCCUGUCCUGAAAGAAGAACUCCCGGUGCGUGAAGAGGGCGUUGAGUUUUUAAUUCGUUGGUCUUUGAUUCCAGAAGAUAAAGUGAAAACAUUUCUAAGUUAUGUUUCUGCCUUAAACGCUGAUACAUGA